UUACGUAAGCACCGUCAACUAACGUCCAGGGAAAAAAAUAUCUAUGGAAACCACUUUAGGAAGCAUUUUCAGCGUGCUUUCUCUGCCUCGAGGCCGUCAACACAGCAACACAGCAAUGAGAUCCUGAGUGUCCUCCUGCCCUCGCGGUGCGCUCGCCACCAUAGCUGUCCUCCUGCUUGUCUGGCGCCGUCUAUUUAUCUCUCUCUUCCCCCCCCGCGUUCCCUCCUCGCCUUUUUCUUCCUCUCACAUCCACACCACGACCGCAGCCGCAGCGUCAAAGCCAAGCUGAUACCCUCGCAUUCACCACAAAGGCAUUGCCGUUUACCUUCUCGUGUCUAA
Messenger RNA from Trichophyton rubrum CBS 118892, 339 nucleotides. RefSeq lists its product as uncharacterized. The transcript has a single exon. The annotation marks the transcript as partial. The record is from RefSeq and is a predicted model, not a curated record. NCBI's taxonomy places the organism in Eukaryota, Fungi, Ascomycota, Eurotiomycetes, Onygenales, Arthrodermataceae.